AGCACGGGAGAAGCGAGCGCCUACGCACCUGCAUUUCCAUCACAACUUUUUCCAUCGCCUCAGCAAUAAAAAAAGUCCACUCUAAUUUUCCCCAUUCUGACUUCAGACAAGUACCCAAUUCAAUCAGAAAAUCGACGAAUCUCCCACAUACAAACAUCGUCAACGAUGGCAGAUGAAGAAGACCAUCAAGAAACAGAGCUCAGCGAUAAUCAGAAAAUCGACAUUGCCAAAUGGUUUCUCCUCAAUUCUCCCCCCGGUGAAAUCCAAUACGUCGCCAAAGAUCUAAGAUCGGUUUUAAGGGAUGACAAUGCGUAUCAAAUGGCGGCUUCAGAGGCAUUCCCCUUUUACAACAAAACGCAUAUUAUUUCUCUCCAAUUCCCAGAUCGAAGUGGCGAUGUGCUGGUUUCCUCGUUUAGCGAGAUCAGUGAGGAUGAAUAUCUUGAUCCUAGGACUGCACAAGUUGGUAAAAUUGACCAUGUGAAACAAAUCUGUACAGAUAUAAGACCAGCUAAAGAUGAGGAACUUCCAACCCCCUACAUAGAAGAGUACCGAUGUGCACUGGAUGCAGAAGUGUGUAAGUACGUUGCAGAAGCUUACCCAAAAGGUGUCUGCUCGGUUUACUGUAUCAGUGGAAAAGAUGUGGAAGAACCUGGAUCUGAUUUUGAACUUGUCGUCUUGAUUACAGCUACUCGACUGAGCCCUCAAAACUUUUGUAAUGGAAGUUGGCGCUCAAUAUGGAACAUUGAGUUCAUGGAUGAAUUACAAACUGUGGAAGUAAGAGGAAAAAUGCAGGUGGGUGCUCACUAUUUUGAAGAAGGGAAUGUCCAGCUAGAGGCACAACAUGAAUGCAAGGAUUCAACUAUGUUCCAGUCACCUGACGAUUCUUCUUUUUCAUUGGCCAACAUUAUUCGCCACCAUGAGACGGAGUAUAUGAGUUCUCUUGAGACAUCUUAUUCCAAUUUGCCAGAUUCCACAUUUAAGGAUCUGCGUAGGAAGCUUCCAGUUACGCGGACAUUAUUCCCAUGGCACAACACCAUGCAGUUUAGCCUGACAAGAGAUAUCACAAAGGAGCUCGGAAUCGAAAAGUAGAUUGCAUCGAGUUUUAGUUGCAUGGCAUGUUACGUUUGCUUUUGAUUUUUCGAUCAACUGUGUCUGUUGCUAUUAUGUCUUUUUCAGAGUGUGACGUUUGCUUGCUAUUCAUUCAAUACUUAUCCGUUUCAGUACUUGUCCUGUCCUGUCCUUCCACAAAUCAAUUUAGUAAAAGAACAUAUUUUCAUA
Molecule: messenger RNA, 1278 nt
Organism: Lactuca sativa (garden lettuce)
Lineage: Eukaryota; Viridiplantae; Streptophyta; Magnoliopsida; Asterales; Asteraceae
Gene: CPA
Product: Subunits of heterodimeric actin filament capping protein Capz superfamily
Biological process (GO): barbed-end actin filament capping; actin cytoskeleton organization
Cellular component (GO): cortical cytoskeleton; F-actin capping protein complex
Molecular function (GO): actin filament binding
Source: RefSeq, a predicted model, not a curated record